Rotaria sp. Silwood2 is the source of this 1038-nucleotide messenger RNA. Lineage: Eukaryota; Metazoa; Rotifera; Eurotatoria; Philodinida; Philodinidae. The record is from the annotation of a GenBank genome assembly.
AUGAUCGUUAUUUUUUUCUUGUUAACUCUGAAACAUUUUGUUUAUAGUGAAGAUAUUUGUAAUUCUAUUAAUUGUGGUUCUGGUACUUGUAUAACAACAAUAAAUCCUACUUUACCAUAUUAUUGUCAAUGUUCAAAUGGUUUUAAUACAAUUUUACCAUGUCCAUCUGAAAAUCCAUGUUCACGAAAUCCAUGUGGUCAAGGAACGUGUGAAGUUGUACCAAAAUUACUUUAUGGUUAUUUAUGUCGAUGUGCUGAUGAUAUAAUAUCAUUAACAAAUUGUAACGUUACUCGUAAUAUUUGUGCUUCGAAUCCAUGUGUUCAUGGAAUAUGUAUUGAAGGUUUAACAAGUUUUAUUUGUCAUUGUUUAUCAACAUGGACAGGAAGAAUUUGUAAUGAAAAAAUUGAUUCAUCUUGUUCAAAUAAUCCAUGUGGUACAGGCAAAUGUUUUCAAAUUAAUGAUCCAUCUCUUCCAUAUAUAUGUUUAUGUUCAAGCGGACAAUUUGCAAUGUCUUGUCAGAAUAUGAUAUAUUCAUCUACGGCCACAACUCGAAUACUUACAACUAUGACACAUUUACCAAAUGUAUGCAAUCCGUUGAAGUCUCAAAGUUGUAUGAAUGGUGGUCAAUGUCUUCUGACAAUAAAUAGUUAUCAAUGUCAUUGUAAUUCAGGUUUUACUGGAAAUUUUUGUGAGACGAAAAUUGAUCAAUGUACAUCGAAUCCUUGUCUUAAUGGUGGUAUCUGUUAUGAUCUACGAUCAUCUUAUAUAUGUGCUUGUUCGGAUGGUAGUUUUCGUUCACAAUGUUUACCUAAUGCAGUCUCAUCAAAGAUAAAUAAUAAUUUUAAAUGUCCAUGUCAAAAUAAUGGUGAAUGUACAAUGAUAGAUUCACAACCAUGUACAUGCCCAAAUAGAUUUACUGGUCGUUUUUGUGAAAGCGCAUUAUAUUGUUAUAGUCUACAAAAGCUUAUUUCACUUGGAUAUGUAUUUCGAGAUAAAUGGGCACAACUAACUGAUCAAGAAUUAAAUUGGAAUAAAUAG